UUGAUGUUAUUCCUAAUUCGAGUGAAAAAUAUAUUUCAUUUAGCAAAGAAAUUUCCAAAACUAUGAAAAUAAAAUUCAUAGAUACGUUUAGAUUUAUGUCAGAGCCUUUAAGUACGCUUGCUAAUAAUUUAGCCGAAGACAAAUCUAGGUUUAAAGAGACAUUACGAUUUUUUUCAAUAGAUAAAUUAGAUUUAGUAUGUCGUAAAGGUUGUUUCCCCUACGAAUACGUGAAUAACUGGGAUAAACUUGAACAGACUUAUUUACCAUCCAAAAAACACUUUUACAACUCACUAAAUGAUGAAGAAAUCAGUAACCAAGAUUAUAACCAUGCGAAAACUGUUUGGAAUACAUUUAGAAUAAAAACUUUAGGUGAAUAUUCUGAUCACUAUCUGUUGACUGAUAUUUUAAUAUUAGCCGAUGUUUUCGAGUCAUUUCGAAAUCUUUGUAUGAACACAUUUCAUCUUGAUGCAUCACAUUAUUUUACAGCUCCAGGAUUCGCAUUCCAAGCAAUGUUGAAAUUUACUAAUGUUGAACUUGAAAGGCUAAAAGAUUAUGAUAUGCAUCUCAUGCUUGAAGCCGGUAUUCGCGGAGGUAUCUGUAACAGUGUUAAACGACACGUAAAAGCUAAUAUCCCUAAUGUCGAGGGAAUUAAUUACAAUCCUGAUAAACCCACGUCUUGGCUUACAUAUUUUGACUGUGUAAACCUCUAUGGGAAAGCUAUGCUAUCGGUUUUACCUUUUCGUAAUUUCGAAUGGUUAGAAGAUUUAUCAUUAGAUAUUACAACAAUACCAAACAAUUCAAAGUAUGGUUAUAUAUUAGAAGUUGAUGUUGAUUACCCUGAGCAUUUACACAAUGAUCAUAACGAUUUCCCAUUUUUACCCGAAUUUACAUUCCCACCUAAUUCAAAGGUGAAAAAAUUGAUGACUACUUUUAAUCCUAAACGAAAUUAUGUUGUACAUUAUCGUUCACUGAAGCAAGCUAUCGCAAACGGAUUAGUUGUGACAAAAGUACAUAGAAUUGUUAAAUUCGAGCAAAAGAAAUGGAUGGCACCCUACGUGAAACUUUGUACUGAAAUGAGACGAAACGCAACAAAUGAGUUUGAAAAAGCGUUUUGGAAACUCGCUAUCAAUUCUGUUUUUGGAAAAUGUAUGGAAAACGUGAGAAAACGUAUGAAUAUGAAAUUGGUGACAACUGAUCGACAGGCACAUCGUUUAAUGAUAAAACCUAGUUUUAAAGAUCGUACAAUUUAUUCUAAUAAUCUAAUGGCUAUACACAUGUUCAAGGAGAAACUUAAAUUUGAUAAACCCAUAUAUGUAGGAUUAGCUAUUCUAGAUAUUUCCAAAACUGUUAUGUAUAAUUUUCACUAUAAUGUAAUGAAGCCUAAGUAUGGUCGCAACAUUAGAUUAUGCUACUCCGAUACAGAUUCCUUAAUCUAUGAAAUUAUUACAGACGAUUUUAUGACUGAUCUCACAAAUGAUUUGUCACCAUAUUUCGAUACAUCAAAUUUUCCCAAAGAUCAUCCAUGUUUUUCAGAAAGGAGGAAGAAUGUACCAGGUUACUUUAAAGAUGAAUUAAAAAGUUUGAUUUUACUUGAAUUUGUAACCUUGCGACCGAAACUGUAUGCUUUUAAUGUUGGAGGAAAGGAAACAAAGAAAGCAAAAGGAGUAAAAAAGUAUGUGAUUGAAAAAAAUAUGAAAAUGGAACAUUAUAUCAGCGUUUUAAAAGCAUAUUCUAGUCAAAACACUUUUAGUCAGAACAAUACAAUAACAUAUCAAUCUAUGAACACAAUUCAAUCAGAAAAACAUCAAGUAUAUUCAAAAAAAAUUUACAAACUCGCACUUAGUGCAAGCGAUGACAAGCGAAUAAUAUUGGAAAAUGGGAUAGAUACAAUAGCACAUGGUCACUACAAAUAUUUAUGAACAUUAUAAAAUUUAAAUAUGUAAAUAAUUUUAUAUGUUAAAAAAAUUAUUUAAAUAAUUCUGUUAUUUAGAUGGCGCGAUUCAACCGUUUCUUGGAAAUUUUUCGAACAUUUCGUUCACUCAAUGUAACUGCAGCAAUGCCUGGAGAAUUAGCUCUUAUUUUUAUCUUUGAGACAGACGAUGAUUUUAAUCAAACAAUUGAUGACGUUUCAGAAACAGAUAUCAUACUAUUUUAUCAUAAUAGAGAGCUUGAUGAUGAAAAACUAAAAGAGAUAUUUCCAUCGUUUGUACCAACGAUAGAUAAUGGUGCCAAGUAUGUGUAUCCCAUCGGUCAUAUACUUGAUGGCAAUGCACGUAUUGUGCUACGCAAGUGGAGGAAUGAACAUGCAGGUGGUACAUACUAUGUUAGGAGAAGACCGGAUUACGUAGUCAUAAAUGAUAUUUUGAAAAUAUUUCUACAUCCAUCCAUUGAGCAAUUCGAUAUGAAUGCUGCAGUAACCAUAAACGAUAACGGUGAAGUUUUGUCUUUAUUGGCAUCAAAUCCUACAUUUAAACGUACUGUAUGUGGUGGUCAUAAAAAACUAAAUAUGUACCACUUUGAACGGAUAGAGUCUACCAUUUUUUCUAGACCGGUAUUGGGUAUUGUCAAUUGCAUCCAUCAUUCAACCACCAAUAGAGAUGAACGGGUACAAAUGAAGUGUAGACUGGAUAAAAUCUUCCUCGCUGGCUCUGAAAGAUCAGCAUAUAAACUACAAGAUCCUAACUGGUUUAACAUUUUAUAUUAGUCAACUAGACACAUAAAUCUUUAAUUUUUAAAUAUAUA
Molecule: messenger RNA, 2742 nt
Organism: Adelges cooleyi (spruce gall adelgid)
Lineage: Eukaryota; Metazoa; Arthropoda; Insecta; Hemiptera; Adelgidae
Exons: 1
Coding region: 63-1919 (618 amino acids)
Source: RefSeq, a predicted model, not a curated record